Osmia bicornis bicornis is the source of this 846-nucleotide messenger RNA. RefSeq lists its product as uncharacterized. The record is from RefSeq and is a predicted model, not a curated record. Lineage: Eukaryota; Metazoa; Arthropoda; Insecta; Hymenoptera; Megachilidae. The transcript has a single exon. The coding region runs from base 210 to 614 and encodes 134 amino acids.
GUACCUUUUGCUUAUUCAGUAAUUAGGUGGAAAAAAAAAAGAGUUAAAGUCGUAAAGAACGCGUGUGGCGACUAUUAUCUUCGUAAUAAGUUAAAUUUCUCAAGAGAUCAAGAUAGAAUAUCGAUUUACCUUGUGCCGUCGUUGGAAAGAAGAUAUCACCCGAGUUCAACAAUAAAGCAAGAAAAAACUAUAUUCAGAAGCAAGAAAUCAUGGUAGCCAGCAAUCGUGUUCGGGAUAUCGAUAUCGAUAGACCGAGCCAUACCGAACAAUUAGCUAAUUGGAUCAGUAGAGUCCGCUGCAAGAAAUUAAUGUGUCGUCGUAACCGUAAACGUGAUUUACGUGUCGAAGCAGUGCUUACUUGCGCGCUUUUCAAAGCCGAACAUGAAUUGCGUAGUAAACAAUUGUCUCGCAUUUCAAAAUGGCAACAAUUCAAAAAGCAAUUCUUAAAAGACGCAGACUAUACGAAUUGCAAUUUUUACAAUAGCGAAGAUCUGAAGAAUUCAAAAUGUUACGAAGAGAGCAAUCCAUGGCAGGGUCCUUUGUGUCCGGAAUUAAGCAGCUUGGACAAUUUCAUGUCGAAAUUGGGUGAGAUCAAAGUACCGUUGCAGCGGUGAAGAGACUUGAAAAGGAAGCUCCUGGGUCUGAAAAACCUAGGAACGCGAUGGAAACCCGAUUCAGAAGAAGAUAAUAUCGUUAGCAGUGUUCUGUCAAUGAAAUCUUAUCGACUUUAACAGAGCGCCAUCUAUGAAGGAAUCUCGAAUAAUGCAGUACCGCAUCGGUGAUGUGUCGGUACUGUGGGACUAGAAGUCGCAUUACUAUCCUGGUGUAUAUCUGGAUAUUUUUUAC